UAUCAGAUAACAUCUGGCAACCAGUCAGAUGAUAAUUGCACCUUGAGCUUAGUAGCGCCGGUCAUGAGACGCGUCUUACAAGUUCCGGCAGGGACACACGUGUAACCCCUGCAUGUAUUUCGGGGACACCGCCCACAAAAAGGACAUGUCUGCUGGUAGGUAAACACUGCCUGAUCGAAGCCGCUCAAAUGAGCGACAGAGCCGAGAUGAGAGGGCCCGCAGCCCGCCAAAGACGGACUACUAUUUCAUCCAACGGGGGUAAGUGCCACAAUGGUGGUGGAGAUAAACCUCCUCCAUGCCCCGGUAAAAAGAAGACGGAAGAGGCGUCCAGAUAUGUUGACAACAACGGGAAGGCAGACAAGGAGAAAGUUCAGCAGCCCUCAGACAACCAAAGGAAACCAACAACGAGUCAUUUGGACGAAAUCAGUGAGGGACUCAGCUGCCAUGUCCUACAGGAGUCACUUCUGAGCUCAGCCAGCGGCUACAGUAACUACAGAGGAAUCCUCAACUGGUGUGUUGUCAUGUUGGUGCUGAGUAAUGCUCGUCUCUUCCUGGAGAACAUUAUAAAGUACGGCAUCCUUGUAGACCCAAUCCAGGUGGUGUCUCUUUUCCUGAACAACCCUUACAGCUGGCCUGCUGCUUGCCUCCUCAUUGUGUCCAAUGUGUUCAUAUUAGCUGCAUUGUACAUUGAGCGACGUCUAGCUGUGGGAACUGUGUCCGAAACUACAGGCUUGAUUCUUCACAUAUUUAACUUGGCCUCCAUGUUGGUUUUCCCCUCUGCAAUAGUCCUCACAGUGAAUUCCAUUACACCAGUGGGUGGCAUCCUCUCCUUGGGAGUCUACACAGUGCUGUUCCUCAAGCUGUACUCCUACCAAGACACCAACAGGUGGUGCCGUGAGAUCAGACAAGCCAAAGCCAAGAAAUUGACUCGCUCCUACUCCUGUCCUUCUGUGGCCCAGUCCAAUGGAUUAGCAGUGCACACAAACGUCUCCUACCCUGGCAACCUCACCCACAGAGACAUGUACUACUUUGUGUUUGCCCCAACGCUCUGCUACCAGCUCAACUUCCCCAGGUCUCCGCGGAUACGCAAGAGGUUCCUCAUCAGGCGGCUCUUUGAGAUGCUUUUCUUCAUACAGCUUCUAGUGGGAUUAAUCCAGCAGUGGAUGGUUCCGACCAUACAAAACUCCAUGAAGCCAUUCCAGGAAAUGGAUUUUUCUAGAAUGGUGGAACGUCUGCUCAAGCUAGCUGUGCCCAACCAUCUGAUCUGGUUAAUAUUCUUCUACUGGUUCUUCCACUCGUCCAUGAACUUUGUGGCUGAGCUGCUGCAGUUUGGGGACAGAGAGUUCUACAGGGACUGGUGGAACUCUGAGACUGUCACUUACUUUUGGGCAAACUGGAACAUCCCGGUUCACAAGUGGUGCUUGAGACAUUUCUAUAAGCCCAUGUUAAGGAGGGGCGUCAACAAGCUUCUUGCUCAAACUGCCGUCUUCAUGGUGUCCGCCUUCUUUCACGAGUAUUUGGUGAGUGUCCCUCUGAAGAUGUUUCGACUGUGGGCCUUUAUGGGCAUGAUGGCUCAGGUUCCCCUCGCUUGGUUCGUGGGUCGCUUCCUGAACGGCAUCUAUGGCAACGCGGCCGUGUGGAUGUCACUAAUCAUCGGGCAGCCGGUUGCUGUGUUGAUGUAUGUGCACGACUACUACAUCUUGCAUUACGGUAGCAGCACGUAGCCCAGCAGAGACGUUAAGUGUCAGACUUUAAAGGAUCUUUGCACGGAGCCUUACUGUGUCUUGAAGGCUGCUAAAUGGCCAAAGAUGAGAAAUAUGAGGACUGAUGGAGACGAUGUCUGAUAAGCAAAUUAGCUUUUUCCUACAUUCACAAAACAAUGCAACUAUGGUAUAUUAUGUGUAUUAAACAUUUUUGGUAUUAUUUUUC
Messenger RNA from Entelurus aequoreus (snake pipefish), 1929 nucleotides. It is a transcript of the gene dgat1a, whose product is annotated as diacylglycerol O-acyltransferase 1a. Gene Ontology annotation, molecular function: diacylglycerol O-acyltransferase activity. The record is from RefSeq and is a predicted model, not a curated record. Gene Ontology annotation, cellular component: endoplasmic reticulum membrane. Gene Ontology annotation, biological process: triglyceride biosynthetic process. NCBI's taxonomy places the organism in Eukaryota, Metazoa, Chordata, Actinopteri, Syngnathiformes, Syngnathidae. The coding region runs from base 189 to 1724 and encodes 511 amino acids. The transcript has 17 exons.